AUGGCGUCCUCCUACCCGCCAGCGAUUGCCAAGCCAGAGCGCCAGCGAUUGGUCGAGGUGAUCAAGGACUGGAGCAUAGCCAAUGGGCUUACGGUCCGGCCGAUGCCCACGGCCGUGACGGCCAGCGACAGCGAUCUUGCGAGCUCGCUGGCCAUGCCGGUGCCGGUGACACUCUUCCCCAGUCCGUUUCCGCGGGCGGCUUUCCACGAAGCCCAGGCGGUGCAGACGGCCUACAACGAGCUGUAUGCGGGCAUCAGCCAGGACGAGGAGUUCCUUAGCCGCAUUAUCGCUCAGGUGAUCGAUGGCGAUGACUUCACUGCCAGCCUGUGGAAUGUGCAUCUGCGCGUGAAGAAGGAGGGCUACACACACAAACACUCGCUGGGCAUCUUCCGGUCGGACUAUCUGGUGCACCAGGAAGCAGGCGAUGGUGACAGCACACAGCUGCCGAUCAAGCAGGUCGAGUUCAACACCAUUGCAGCGUCUUUUGGCGGGCUGUCGGUGCAAGCGGCCAAGCUGCACCGGUUCCUCGCCGAGACCGAGUACGGCUACCUGCAGGCCGAGCCGACCGGCCCCUCGCGAUACGACUUGCCGGCCAGCACGAGCAGCCAGGACAUUGCAGCCGGAUUGCGUGCUGCAUUUGACGUGUACGACCGCUCGGAGCCGGCGACGCUGGGCCUGAAGCGCUGCGUGCUCUUCCUUGUGCAGGACGGCGAGCGCAACGUGUUUGACCAGCGGCACAUUGAGUACCACACCAGCGCGGGCGGGCGGGUGCCGGUAUUUCGGGUGCCAUUCAGCGCCGUGCUGCAAAGCACACGCGUGGCCGACACGCCACGGCGCCAGCUGUUGUUCCCGCUACCGACAGACCGGUCGCGCGUGUUCGAGGUGGCCGUCGUGUAUCUGCGCGCCGGCUACGGACCAUCCGACUACCCGGAUGCGGCCGCCUGGGAGGGCCGCUACCACAUUGAGCGGACGGCCGCGAUCAAGUGCCCGACGGUGCUGACGCAGGCAGCCGGCACCAAGAAAGUGCAACAGGUGCUGGCCACGCCGGUGAACGAAUCCGAAUCUGGGUCCGAGUCCGGGUCCGGGUCCGGGUCCUCGGAGCUCGGCCGCUUCGUCGCCGAGGACAGCGACAAGGCCCGCCAGAUCCGCCGCACGUUCACCAACAUUUACCCGUUGGACACGACGUCUGCGGCUGGCCGACAGGCCCGCAUUUGGGCCCAGGAUGUCGAGGCGUGCCGGCGAUUUGUGCUCAAGCCACAGCGCGAAGGCGGCGGGAACAACUACUACAAGGACAAGAUCCCGGCCCAGCUCAAGGCGGUGCCCGAGGAACACUGGCCGUCGUAUAUCCUGAUGGAGCUCAUCACGCCGCCGCCCGUGGCCAACGUGAUCCUGCGCAACGGCCAGACCGAACAGGGCGGCGUCAUCUGCGAGCUGGGCGUCUAUGGCACCUGCAUCUGGGCGGCGGGCGGCCGCGGCAGCGACACCAUCGUCCGCAACGAGACGGCCGGUUAUCUGCUGCGCACCAAGGGUGACCAGAGCGAGGAGGGUGGCGUGGCUGCCGGAUUCGGAUGCAUGGACUCGGUCAACCUAGUUUAG
This is a messenger RNA of Grosmannia clavigera kw1407, 1596 nucleotides long. RefSeq names its product glutathione synthetase. The transcript is spliced from 3 exons. Gene Ontology annotation, cellular component: cytosol. NCBI's taxonomy places the organism in Eukaryota, Fungi, Ascomycota, Sordariomycetes, Ophiostomatales, Ophiostomataceae. The record is from RefSeq and is a predicted model, not a curated record. Bases 1 to 1596 code for a protein of 531 amino acids. Gene Ontology annotation, biological process: glutathione biosynthetic process. Gene Ontology annotation, molecular function: glutathione binding; glutathione synthase activity; ATP binding.